Molecule: messenger RNA, 1674 nt
Organism: Sphaerulina musiva SO2202
Lineage: Eukaryota; Fungi; Ascomycota; Dothideomycetes; Mycosphaerellales; Mycosphaerellaceae
Product: glycosyltransferase family 76 protein
Exons: 2
Coding region: 1-1446 (481 amino acids)
Biological process (GO): GPI anchor biosynthetic process
Cellular component (GO): endoplasmic reticulum membrane; mannosyltransferase complex
Molecular function (GO): GPI mannosyltransferase activity; alpha-1,6-mannosyltransferase activity
Source: RefSeq, a predicted model, not a curated record
AUGAACAUCGCCGCUGGGAGCCGCGACGAGGCCAGGAUCAAUGCGACGAAUACGAGCUUCGCACGACUAAUCACCAUCUUCUGUUUCUGGAAAGCCCUUCUUCUCCUCGUCGCCGCUGCAAGUCCAGGUCCAGGCUAUGAUACAUCGACUCACCUGCUGUUGUUUUCCCGACAAAUUCCAGACACCACUACUGUUCCUUCGUGGUUCGAGUACCUCGUACUUCGCUUGACUCGCUGGGAUGCGUUGUACUUUGCCAGUGCAUCCGCGCGUGGCCCAAUAUUUGAGCAGCAAUGGGCCUUCAGUCCGCUUCUCGCCAAGGUAACCUUAGGGCUCGUGGGUGUUUUCUUUUCGCCAGAACGUAGGCCUGGCAUUGCGGCGUACGCAUUUGCAGGCAUCGCAAUCUCUCACAUCUCGCACCUGCUUGCAGUUCUCCUGCUCUUCCAGCUUGCUCACGAGAUACUCCCCGCCAGCCACAGCAGGAAGCACCAGAUCGCAUUCACGACAGCAUGUCUACACAUCACAUCGCCCGCCGGACUGUUCCUCUCGGCGCCUUAUGGCGAGAGCGCAUUCGCCAUGGCAAACUUCGGGGGCUUGCUCUGUUAUGCGAAAGCUAAGCGGAGUUCGCAAUCGCCAGAGAGCAACACAGCAGUCCAGGCGGUUCUCUGGACCAUCACGUCGGGCUUUCUUCUCGGCGUCGCGACCAUGAUUCGCAGUAAUGGUCUCUUUAAUGGCAUCAUUUUUGCCUGGGACGCGAUCGAUUGUCUCCCAGGAGUGAUUGGGAUGCUACAGCAAAGGAAUUGGCCUGCGUUGUUCUCACUGAUGGGCACAUUGAGCGCUGGCAUGUUGAUCGCAUCCGGAUACGUACUCCCUCAGAUCGUGGCAUACAUCGAGUACUGCACGGACGGUAAUGAGAGGCCCUGGUGCAGCACGGCGUUGCCGAGUAUCUACUCAUUUGUGCAAUCAUACUACUGGAAUGUUGGCUUCUUGCGGUACUGGACGUUGUCCAAUCUUCCGCUCUUCGCCCUUGCCACUCCCAUGAUACUCGUGCUCAUUGGCACGGCGUAUGCUACACUGGACAGAAGACAGCUCGUGCAUGUCAUGGACACGAUUUCCAUCAGCAAAAGACCUGACAGUGACUCCGCACAGGCACAGAGCAAGGCUCUGUUCUGGAAUACUAUACCACGCUUGGCUCUGCCUCAACUAAUACUGGCAGGCUUAGCGAUCACGACGUUUCACGUGCAGAUUGUGAACCGCAUCUCUUCUGGAUACCCGGUGUGGUACCUGAUCCUGGCGAUCGCUAUGCAUCCCGAGCCGGGCGCUGGAGAGGUGAAAGGAAGAAGUGUGAUUAGCCUCUGUUCGAGAUACGCCGAGUGGUUGGUGAGAGCCAGUGUUAUGUAUGCGAUCGUGCAGGGCGGAUUGUACGCGAGUUUCAUGCCACCUGCGUAGUAGAGCGGUACUUUGUAGAUGGUUGCAGUCAGGAGAUGGUGAGAGGUGAGAAUGUAUUGAAUGUGCAUACCUAUAUGCCAUUAUGGCAGUACCUUAUGCUUCUCACCAAUAUUCCGCCCAGACUCGAGGAGGGAUACUAUUGUACUGGAUUCGACCGUUUCGUAAUCCUUGCUAUAGGUACUGUGGGUAGGUAGGAGGUACCUACAUUAAGGUAGAUAUAGAUUGUCC